UCAGAGCCUCUUCUCCUCUCUUCUCACAGCAGAGUCUGGGAAAGCCUAACCAUCCCCGGUCAGGACUUAUCACCCAUCCUGCCUGCACCAUGCCACCGCUGUCACCUUUCCAGCUCCUGCUGGUGUUCAGCCUAGCACUACAGCUGGUGUCUGCAAGUCCCAAGCAAUACUUUCUGAAGUAUAUCUUGGAACCUCCACCCUGCAAAUCAGAGCCUGAGAACUGCAGCAGAUUCUGUACCCAGCAGGAGGAAUGUCCAGAAAACCUUCAGUGCUGCUCUGCCUACUGUGGGAUAGUCUGUGCCUCAAACAAAGUCCCAAUGCAAACACGUAAGGGUAUCCUCUCCCAGCCCUGGCACCAGAGCUGCUGGCAGAGGCCAACAGCAGAGCCUCUUUUCCUUUAAUCUUAUUGCUGUUGUUAUUGCCAUAUUCCCAAUAUUGUCUGUCUUUACCAAGGAUGAUUUCCACAAAACUCCUAAUUAAAAGAACCCUCAGGUUCCACAAGACUUCUCUCCCACCAUAGUAUCUGUGACUCUCUCCCCCUGCCUCUCUGAACACACUCCUGUCCCCCUGCCUCUCUGAACACACUCCUGUCCCCCUGCCUUUCUGAACACACUCCUGUCCCCCUGCCUCUCUGAACACACUCUCAGUUGCCUCUUCCUCUAUGCUGGGACCUCCCUUGUCCCAGAAUCUACCUUUAUCCCAGCAGCUGCCUGGAAUGAUGUAUCUAUCUGGGCAAAGAUGUGCCCCCAAAUCACCAGCAUUAUCACAAGGCCAGAAGAGCCUUCUUCAUGGCCAGAUUGCCUGGUCCUCCAUUCUUCGCUUCACUGGUCUGUAUUUGAACUCAUUCCCUGGGAGCAGAGCAUGGUCUACAUCAUAAAGAAGCAGAGUCGUGUCCUAGGGGGAUGGCAAGAUGCCCAGACCUGAGGCUUUGCCAAGGGACAAACUGUCCAGCCUUCAGUGGCUGAGCAAGCACACUGACCCUUCACGCUCUGGGAGUCACGGGUUAACUCACUGUGCCUCUCUGCGACGGCCUGCUCAUGAGAAGGGGGAGUGAGAGAGAAAGAGGCCACCCGUGCCUUAGAACAUUGUGGGGACAACACGACCUGAACGGAUGGAAGGACACAGUCACGGAAGAGACCCUGCACCAUGAGAAGAGUGCACAGGAGGCCGCCCUUUUCCUUUCCGGGCUCUAGGUGUUUACUCUUUGAGAAGGGGGGGGUCACUUUUAUAAUCUCCCUGAGAUUACAGAAAGUGGUAAAUAAAAUGGAGUUCCCUGUCACUCCACCACCAAAACAAAAAUGAUAUUUACCAUUUGUGGCUUUUGUUCAGACCCCCCUCCUCCCCCCCCCUCUCUUAAUGUAGGAGCUGUGCUGAGGAAAAGACUCAGUGGUUAAGAUGGCUGGCUGUCAUAAGAACCACGAUUUGGAUCCCAGUACCUCACAAAAGUCUCUAACUCCAGCUCUAAGGGAUCCAACACCCUCUUCUGGUCUCUUCAGACACCUGCACACACAG
Molecule: messenger RNA, 1512 nt
Organism: Mesocricetus auratus (golden hamster)
Lineage: Eukaryota; Metazoa; Chordata; Mammalia; Rodentia; Cricetidae
Gene: Wfdc13
Product: WAP four-disulfide core domain 13
Exons: 2
Coding region: 90-401 (103 amino acids)
Source: RefSeq, a predicted model, not a curated record